Molecule: messenger RNA, 1191 nt
Organism: Dacryopinax primogenitus
Lineage: Eukaryota; Fungi; Basidiomycota; Dacrymycetes; Dacrymycetales; Dacrymycetaceae
Product: NADP-binding protein
Exons: 4
Coding region: 39-1022 (327 amino acids)
Molecular function (GO): oxidoreductase activity
Source: RefSeq, a predicted model, not a curated record
AUCGUACUUGGCCUGCCAUAAACUAAUCUACCUCAACCAUGUUCCAGUGGCUUAUCGAUUUCUAUAUUCAGCUGCGGGAAAUCUAUCCGCCCAGACCAAAGUUCACCGUUGAUGAUAUUCCGGAUCAAACAGGCAAGGUCGCCAUCGUCACCGGUGGGUACAGCGGUAUUGGGAAACUGAUCGUCAAGUAUCUGCUUCGCAAAAAUGCCACAGUGUAUGUUGCUGGUCGUUCCCGAACCAAGGGAGAAGAGGCUGUUGAAGAAUUGAAGAAAGAGACUGGGAAUGACAAAGUGCAUUUCAUGCUGAUGGAUCUCGGUGAUCUGGAGAGCAUAAAGCACGCGGUAGAAGAGUUCCGUCAGAAGGGGGAGAGGCUGGAUCAACUAUACAACAAUGCGGGUGUCAUGAUUCCUCCUGUUGACCAGGUCACACAGCAGGGGUACGAUCUUACUUGGGGCACCAAUCUAAUCGGCAAUGGCUACGUCACAAUACUUUUCCUUCCCAUUCUUCUUGCCUCUGCGAAGACCGUGCCGGACGGCAAGGUGCGAGUGAUCAACACUUCCUCCAAUGCACAUUGGUUUGCUCCUAAGGGUGGUAUCGACUGGGACUGGGUCGAGGGCAAGAAGCCAGCCGACUCAAAAACAUCUCCACCGCCGGCCGCCUACGACCGCUAUUCCAUGUCCAAAUGGGCGGUCAUUGAAUUUUCCUUUGAGCUCGCCAAACGUUACGGCUCCCAGGGGAUUGUCAGCCUCGUCCAGAACCCAGGAAGUGUGAUCACCCCAGUGAACAGGCAUACACCCGCCUUCAUGCGUUGGAUGCUCGAGCAUCUCGUCCAGUGGAAGGCCGAUCCGUACGGUGCGCUGGCCCCGCUUUGGGCUGGCACGGCUCCCGAGACUGCCGAGUUGAACGGGAAGUUCUUAUCCCCUUGGGGAAGGGUCGGAACCCCUAGAUCGGAUGUCUGGGACGAGAAUACGUGGAAGAAGGUGUACGAUCAUAUCGAGGAAGAAGGCAACAGGGUCGCCUGAGAUCUGCGAGAGGUCUCGUGCAUCGGAAUGACGUGUCCAGUUUGCAUUAGUGAAAACUCACAUAUUAAUAUUGUGUCCUCACUCCAUGUUAUUAUCAACCUUUCCAUCGUCCUGGCCGAACGGCUUGACAAUGUUGAGUACCACCUUCUCGAUUUGUCAUCCACAUCGA